AUGGCUCAUCCGGACCGUGAAACACAAAUUGGAGCACAUAGUGUCUUCUCUAUGGUGCUUAUGCCAUCAAUGGUUUCUCCAUGGUUGGACCAGAAAACAAAGAUGGCUAUGAAGGUACAGAGUAAUAGCUUCCACAUUCAGCAUGAUAGUUUCUCUGAAGCAGAACACUUAAAUGGGAAACUGCUAGAAGGAAACACAGUUGUAGGAGUUACCGGGGAUAAAAAUGUUGUUCAUCCAUAUCGUGGUUAUAGCUUUACUCGUGCACUAACUGAUGGAAAAGAGGAUUUAGGUUCUCUUAGAUUGAGCAGUCACCAAGUGAGUCUGUUACUUUCUUCCAUCUGGGUUCAGGCAACCUCUGUAGAAAAUGGCCCUGCAAAUUUUGAGGCAAUGGCACACACUUUUAGCAUCUCUUUAUUGUUUACUCGUUCUAAGGCAUCUAAUUAUAGGGUUUUGGCUAGAUGUUUCCAAUUAGCAUUCUCCUUUCGAAGCAUCUCUUUGGACCAAGAAGGAAAUGGAGCUAUCUCUGAUAGGACUCCAAAAUGCUGGAAAGACUUCCCUUAUAAAUGGGGUACUGUUUUGGAAGGCUGA
Arachis duranensis is the source of this 588-nucleotide messenger RNA. Its product is annotated as protein SEMI-ROLLED LEAF 2-like. Bases 1 to 588 code for a protein of 195 amino acids. The transcript is spliced from 4 exons. Lineage: Eukaryota; Viridiplantae; Streptophyta; Magnoliopsida; Fabales; Fabaceae. The record is from RefSeq and is a predicted model, not a curated record.